AUUCAUUUCCUUAGGUCAACGUAAAGCUCGUAGUAUACUGAUCUCCGCUUCGCUCCGAAACGUGUGAGGCAACCCGCUAUCCUAGUUCCCUGGAAUCCCUGCUCUCCAACACCCACCCAUACGUUUCUUGCUUAUCGUUUUUGUUAGCACCACUUACCGAUGCAAGUGUUGGCCAACACAGCUUAGCUUUGGAGGGCCCUAGGCUACCACUUAACCCACCCAGGAUCUGCCCUUUGAAUGAACUGAACGUAAAUCGUCCAUGGGGCAUCCAGCACGAUGUUUUAUCGGCGACAACCAUGCGUGCGGUAUCAGGCUUGAAGGUCGUUACUCAGUGCAUGCUCGCCAGAGACCUUGCGUUCUGCGCCGCGCAGCACCCUCCGGAGGCCGAAAUCCAGGUUUUGUUCCUGACUUCAGCAAAUAUGCUAACCGCGAUGCCCUCGACAAGGCGGCACGGAGAUAUCGGCUUGGUUUGGACCAGGGUCUUGACGAGGACGAGCUGCUGGCGCUGGAGCUGGGGGUGGGCAGUCUGGCGGAGCUGACGGACACGCAGCGGGCCUACAAGGACAAGGUCAAGCAGAAGCUGGCGCAGCGCGCCUCCGAGCUAGCUGCCGAGGAGGCGGCGCUCAAGGCGCGGCUGGCCCGGCACCUGGAGCAGGGCAAGCGCGCGUACGAGUGCGGCGAGUACCCGGCUGCCGUACAGCUGCUGGAGGAGGCUGUGCGCGACACGGGGGGGGACUCGGCGCUGGGAGGGGAGGCGCAGCUGUGGCUGGGACUGGCGUACCAGGCUUGCGGGAGGGAAAAGGAAGCCAUUGCGCUGUACAAGGAGGUGGAGGCCAACCAUCCAAUUAAGAAGGUCAAGAAGCAAGCGGCGGACCUGAGGUUCAUCCUGGAGGCACCGCGGCUGGAGAUCGGCGAGGACGAGCGCGUGAAAAUCCCGCUCAUACAGAGCGACAGCUGGCGCCAGAAAGAGCGGGCCUCCUACGCCCCCAAGUUCACUCGACCAGCCAGCUCCGCGAGCAAGCAGGACAACUACUGGGACCGGUUGUCGCUGGACGCACCCGACCCGCUUGCCGCCCUGCCGGACCGCUGGUACGUGCGAGUGGCCUUCGCCGUGCUGCUGCUGGGCUGCACCGUGGCGGCGAACUACGUGGCAGUGGGGAAAUGAGGGGCUUGGGACGGGGUUGAGAAAACGGGCCACGUGUGCGAGUAGACGUAUUGCCCAUUCCGGGGAGUCAGCCUAGGCAGCUGGCCUGGGCAUUGAGUGCGUACGGUAGUGGCGAUGUUUGUUGAACGCUACUCAGCGUUGGUUGGACCAGCACGAGGUGACAUGGCUAGGAGCUCCUUCACGGACUGGGGUUCACUGUAUCUAUAUUGCUGGUUAAUAAGGCUGUUAUUUUGCAUGCGUGAGGUUUAGCGCCCGGCAGGGUGGCCUGCGUGGCGUGCGUGCCAGCCGCGCCGCGGGGAUAAGGAGAUUUUAGGAUUGGUAAUCUCUGAUCCGCAGAAGAUGUUCAUAGGAAACAUCCCGCUUGCAUUGGGGUUGUCGCGCAGACGGUUGGGGUGCUGGAGUGCGGAGAUGGUCACGAUGGAAGGCAGGCAAUGCUACAUGGACCUGGUAGCUUGGGUUAGGGUGUUGCGAUUCUGUGCGGCACGCGUAGCUGUGCUGAGAGACCCCAAGAGAGCGGGCGUGAGGAUGUAUGUUUCAUGUGUAUCGCACGACGGCGAUUAAGCAGUGAGUUCUGGUUUGCCAAAAUUUGAUGGGUUUGAUUAUUUCCUUUCUUGCUCUGGUUAGCGUAAACCUUGCCGCAAAUUACGGUGGCUAAUGUGGCAUGUGUACUCUGGAAGGACUUUUGGGACUUGCGUGUACCCUUGCUUUUGCCUGAUGGCACAGCAUGGCAAGGGUGUGCAUCAUUCCCGGGAUGUAGUUGUACUGCAGCUUUAAUACCAGG
This is a messenger RNA of Astrephomene gubernaculifera, 1946 nucleotides long. The record is from the annotation of a GenBank genome assembly. Lineage: Eukaryota; Viridiplantae; Chlorophyta; Chlorophyceae; Chlamydomonadales; Astrephomenaceae.